CUUUCUGACGGAAAUCAUGUCACAUGCCACUUUAAACAGGAUAAACAAAAAGAGCACUGAGGCAAUAAUUCAGUAGAGAUUAGAUAAACAGCAAGAACAGUGGACACCCACAUGAAUGAUUUGCUUCUCAGAUACAGCAUUAAUGGAGUAUUAGUUAGCCGGGGGAGUCGGACUAAGUAAUUGUAUAUAAGGUGAAUGGGUGUUGUGCAUACAAGCAUGAAAUUCUUUAUGCAAAGAGUCAAUCUGACUCAAGCUAGCUAGAAUAUAUACCAAUCAUAAAAGAAAUGAUCAUGAGUAACUUAUGGAUUCUUACGCUCAUUUCUACCAUAUUAGCAGUCUUUGCUGCUGUGUUAAUCAUUUUCAGGAGAAGAAUAUCAGCAUCCACAACGGAAUGGCCUGUUGGCCCAAAAACAUUACCAAUCAUAGGUAACUUGCACAUUCUUGGAGGCACUGCUCUCCAUGUCGUCUUACAUAAACUUGCUGAAGUUUACGGCAGUGUAAUGACGAUAUGGAUUGGUAGUUGGAAACCUGUUAUUAUUGUUUCCGACUUUGAUCGAGCCUGGGAAGUUCUUGUUAACAAAUCGUCAGAUUAUUCAGCUCGUGAAAUGCCUGAGAUCACUAAAAUCGGCACUGCAAAUUGGAGAACAAUUUCAAGUUCUGAUUCUGGUCCGUUUUGGGCCACUCUUCGAAAAGGUCUUCAGAGUGUAGCAUUAUCGCCUCAGCAUUUAGCAUCGCAAACUGCACACCAAGAGAGAGAUAUAAUAAAGUUGAUCAAAAAUUUGAAAGACGAAGCAGCUUCUGGAAUGGUUAAACCACUUGAUCAUCUCAAGAAAGCAACUGUAAGAUUAAUCAGUCGGUUAAUCUAUGGUCAGGAUUUUGAUGACGAUAAGUAUGUUGAAGAUAUGCAUGACGUGAUCGAGUUUUUGAUUCGUAUUAGUGGUUAUGCUCAACUUGCUGAGGUAUUCUAUUAUGCUAAAUAUCUACCAGGUCAUAAGAGAGCUGUAACUGGCGCCGAAGAAGCAAAAAGAAGAGUAAUAGCUCUGGUGCGUCCUUUUCUUCAGUCAAACCCUGCUACUAACACUUACUUGCAUUUUCUCAAAUCGCAACUGUAUCCUGAAGAGGUUAUCAUAUUCGCUAUAUUCGAAGCUUAUCUUUUAGGUGUUGAUAGCACUUCUUCAACCACUGCAUGGGCACUCGCAUUCUUAAUACGCGAACCAUCUGUUCAAGAGAAACUUUAUCAAGAGCUUAAGAAUUUCACAGCCAAUAACAAUCGCACAAUGCUGAAAGUCGAAGACGUCAACAAAUUACCAUAUUUACAAGCUGUUGUUAAAGAAACAAUGAGGAUGAAACCAAUUGCACCACUGGCGAUUCCUCAUAAAGCUUGUAAAGACACUUCAUUGAUGGGCAAGAAAGUUGAUAAGGGAACUAAAGUUAUGGUUAACAUUCAUGCUUUACAUCAUACUGAAAAGGUUUGGAAAGAACCUUACAAAUUCAUACCAGAGAGGUUUCUGCAGAAGCACGAUAAGGCGAUGGAACAAUCACUAUUACCAUUUAGUGCAGGUAUGAGAAUUUGUGCAGGAAUGGAAUUAGGAAAACUUCAGUUUAGUUUUUCUCUUGCUAAUCUUGUUAAUGCUUUUAAAUGGUCUUGUGUGUCUGAUGGAGUGCUUCCUGAUAUGAGUGAUUUACUGGGGUUUGUUCUGUUCAUGAAAACCCCACUCGAAGCACGUAUAGUUCCUCGUUUGUAGUGAUGGAAAUUUCAUCUCAUGUUGUUGUUUCUCUUCAUGUUUACUAUUUCGUACUCGUUUGGUUUUGGUGUAAAAAAUAAGAUCUAAACUUCCAAAUAUCAUUAAUGUUUACACAAAUCGAAAUCAAUCAACUAUGUUAUGAAAAUUAGUGUUUUCUCA
This is a messenger RNA of Papaver somniferum (opium poppy), 1904 nucleotides long. Its product is annotated as trifunctional (S)-stylopine synthase/(S)-nandinine synthase/(S)-canadine synthase-like. Lineage: Eukaryota; Viridiplantae; Streptophyta; Magnoliopsida; Ranunculales; Papaveraceae. Bases 285 to 1745 code for a protein of 486 amino acids. Gene Ontology annotation, molecular function: heme binding; oxidoreductase activity, acting on paired donors, with incorporation or reduction of molecular oxygen; monooxygenase activity. The transcript has a single exon. The record is from RefSeq and is a predicted model, not a curated record.